AAUCUACGAGGCCCUGAAAAGAAGGGAAAGGAAGAGGUCUCCAAAGAAUUCAAUGAACUUUUGGCCCCUCUCGCAACAGUCAGCAACACGACAGAAGUAUAAUCAAAAUGUAGGCACAUGUAGUCACUACAUGUUGAAAACCAUUUGUCGUGCUUUCUCUGUCAUCAGUGCACGGAGACGAACUGACUGAGGUUACGGAAAUGCCACCGGUGAGCUCUCAUCACGUGGUGCGCUUUAUGAGGUUUGCGCUGUGGAUUUGUCUUCAGUUGCGCUGGAAGAGGAGCCCCUUACUUCACGGAGCUUUCCUCUCUUUUUUUUUGCUCUCACAGCAGCGAGCCGAGAUGAUGAGCGGAUCCGCGUCUGAGCUUCCUCCGCGGCGGUUCGUCCUCCAUGCCCCCGUCUGAACGAGUCCAUUUGGUCGGAUGUUUCCCCUCCGAGCCUCUUCUGGGAGAGAAUGCGUCUUCUCGUUUUUGCGACUUUAUUUGGAGUCCUUCUCGACGCAGGAGAUGCCCUUCAGAUCCAGUGCUACCAGUGCGAGGAGAUGAAGCACAAUGACUGCUCCACACCGGAGUACAUCGUCAACUGCACCGUCAAUGUGCAGGACAUGUGCCAGAAGGAGGUGCUGGUCAAACCAGAUGGAAUACAUUAUCGGAAAUCCUGUGCCUCCUCUGGGGCUUGUCUCAUUGCCUCCUCUGGCUACCAGCAGUUCUGCACCGGCAGGCUGAACUCAGUCUGCAUCUCCUGCUGCAACACCCCACUCUGCAAUGGGCCCCGGAGGAAGCGUCCCAUCCCUUCGGCGGCGAUGGCGAUCCUAUGGACGAACAGGCCACUUCUCCUUUACCUGACCUUUCUCCUGCCACUGCUGACACUCCUCCCUGUGACGUAGGCUGGGGAUCCAAUCCAAGUUUCUCCUAUUCACCUUGGAGCCCUGGCCUGUAAUCACUGCUGUGAUCAGCAGAUUUGGUCGCCCACCACACUGGCUUUGUAUCUUCUCAGCGUCAUGAAAAAAAACCAACUGUUGUUCUGAUCGAUGUUACACCCGUAACCACUGAGUAAUGGAGAAGUGGAAGCAUACUGAGUUUUCUGAAUUUAUUUAUUGCUAGAGGAGGACCUGGUCUGCAGCUGAGGCGUCUCUCAAUUUCGUUGCUUUUUGUGAAGUGGAACGUUUUGUGAGGAACCUGCUCUGAAGUCAUUUUCUGGUUAUUACACGCUAUGAAAGGUGCUGGUGGAAGUCACUGUAAAAAAAUAUAUAUAUAUAUACUUUGAAGCUUUUAUUUUGUGGGCUUUGUUUGAAUGAUGGUUUGGAACCAUUAGUUUGCUUUCUUGUUGACGCUGUUGUUGUUGCUCAGAAUGCAAAGAUUUCCAUUUUUUGAAUUGAUUACGGCAACAAAAACCAUCUCAAACCCAAAAUAUGCUUAUAUUUUUCAUAUGUUAUGAGAACUUGAAGGGGUCUGGCAUCUCUUGCUGCACAUUCUUCAUCAUAUAUAUUUUUCUUCUCCACUGCCGCUCAUAUUAAUUGACAUUUUGUUACUUUGAAUUUGAAUGUUGAAGUGUUUUUUUAGAUUUUUGCAGUUUUGCAGCUUACUCAUUCCUGAUUAUAAGAUUUGAAGGAUUACUCUGGAGCUGAGUUAUAUGUUAUAUAUAUUAAUUAGACAUCAGUAUUAAUUAAAUAUUCCUUUGCGAUGUUGGUGUAGUUUAUAUCACAUAGACAUAGUGCAGCAUAAUGAUAAACCACAAGCACAAAUGAAUUCUCACUGGAGAACUGCUUCAGGUUGAUAUCAGCCGUGUUCGCCUUUGAGUUUGUAUGUCUUUAGAACUUUAAAUUAAACAUAUGCCCGAAUCAUAACUAGUAAAUCAUGUAGCCAGUGCUGUGGAGUAAAUAUUUCAUAAUCCACCCCAAUGAAAACAAAUUUGUGUUUUCAUCUCAUUUCCUGCAGGUUUUUAUUUCCCUCCAAAUGAUUUCUUUAGAAGUUCUAUAUUGCUGCUGUCAUUUUAUUGCUUUUUCUUGUAUCUGUACAGUAUUAUAUUCAUACACAAUGAAUGUGCUUUUAACAACAACAACGCAGACUCUUCUCCGGCUGUGUUGUAAUGCUACACACUGAAGUUUUAAAAGACAAACAAGUGCACAGAAUUUUCACACUGGUUCGACAUUGUUUUCACAUUAUUACGAUAUUGUUUUCAUAUUUAAAAAGUAUGUUGUUUGUUGAUUAAUCUUAUAUGACUUAUAUCAGAGCAUCAUGUGACAGUUGAAACAACAAAGAUGAGAUAUGAUCAGUUUCAUUUUUUUAUUUUUUGACUGGUCUUCUGUGAAGAGUUAUGCUGUAUUCUGCUGAUGUGUGAUGUAAAUAAACGUUGCAGAAAAACAGAGCAGCUGGAUGGAAAGAUUUCAGAGCUCUUGUAUCACAUGUUUCACUACAGCCAAUGUUAAAUAUCUUAGGAUUUUACCCAAGUUGAACUUAAUUAAAGAGAUUAUUUUUGCA
Scatophagus argus is the source of this 2480-nucleotide messenger RNA. Its product is annotated as ly6/PLAUR domain-containing protein 1-like. The coding region runs from base 455 to 886 and encodes 143 amino acids. The record is from RefSeq and is a predicted model, not a curated record. Gene Ontology annotation, biological process: acetylcholine receptor signaling pathway. Lineage: Eukaryota; Metazoa; Chordata; Actinopteri; Scatophagidae. The transcript has 4 exons. Gene Ontology annotation, molecular function: acetylcholine receptor inhibitor activity.